Nilaparvata lugens (brown planthopper) is the source of this 1125-nucleotide messenger RNA. RefSeq lists its product as uncharacterized. Lineage: Eukaryota; Metazoa; Arthropoda; Insecta; Hemiptera; Delphacidae. The transcript is spliced from 6 exons. The record is from RefSeq and is a predicted model, not a curated record. The coding region runs from base 233 to 988 and encodes 251 amino acids.
UCGCAGUUUAGGCCUGCCCCGGUACUGUUGGAGAUGUCCGUUUAAUGAUAUCGAAAGGUAGGAUGAGGGAGAAGGCUAUUGAUCCUCUUGUUUAUUUGUAACUUCCUGCUUCCGCAACAGUUUGGACUAAGGCAUACAAGAAUACUACAACCAUUUUCAACGAACAGGUAUUUCCUGAAUUCCGCUACAGGGAUAAGUUGCUUAACUAUUCUCAAUCAUAUUUGCUGCAGAUAUGAUGAAAAUAUGCCAGACAAUAUUGUGUGUGCUCUUCCUAGUUCACUGUAGCCAGGUCUAUUCGUCUGGAACAGCAAUGACUUCUGAUGCUUCCCAACAACUAAUUAAACUGAAAGGUCUGAUAAAUUUCUUGAAAGACGAAGCUGCUAUUGAACAAAAGGACAUUGAAGAAGGCAUUCUGCACCUGAGUAUAGCUGAUGUCAAGAUCACCCUCAUGGAUAAGGUUGAGCAACUACGUGAUACAAAACCACAAUGCGUUAAAGGUACUGAGGCUGAAGCAAAUGGAAUCGUCUCUGAGGUGGGCAACUACGUGAAUGAGUGCUUUGCAAAGAUUUACAAGAAACUGAAUGAUGCAUCAGAAUUGAUCGAAAAUGCAAAGACUACCAAUGAUGUUGACGAUCUAGUGAGAGCUGUGCAGCGUUUCUAUGUGAACAAAAAGUCCCAUUUCGAAAAAUGCACGAAGGCGGCUGCGAAAGUAAUGAUACAACGAAUGCAGAGGGAAGAAGAAAAGAUUGAAAACUGUGUAAAAGGAGUUGACUCAACGCCGACUGUAACAGCCCCAGAUGAAAGUAAACCUGGAUUGACGAAGCCUGAAGACAAUAAACAACCCGACUCAAUUCCGAAGUAUCCUUCAACCACUAUCAACAUUUAUUAUAUUCCUCAUCAACCAAAAGGAUGUGGACAAAGGAAAAGGCCAAGGAAGCAUAAACCAGCACCAGUACUACUAACAGUACCUUAUUAUUGGUGGUGGUAAAUUAUUUUAGAUAUCAGAUUCUCACAAAGAGAACUCAUAUAUUUUUCGAUUUUAUUCUAGUUUGAAAUUAAAGUAUGCACACUUGAUGGAGCUCACAUUCUAAUGUAAUGAAAUAUACACUUUUAACCUUCUAUUAA